AUGAGCUUUUCUACAACAUGCGAUUUCGAUCACUCUAAAAAUAUCCAUCGUAAAUUUAACACUCUUCAUGUGUCAUCCAGAAAAAAUGUUGAUCCUCUUGUGACUACAAAACCAUUCGAAACACGUAAUCAUGGAUAACAAUUCGAACAACAUUUUGCCCAUUACUUGAAAGGUGACUUGAAUCUCCAGAGACUAAUCCAAACCCUCAAUUACCCCAGACUGAAUGCAGAACAACAACUCUAACCAAAACAUCGAAUGACUCUCAAAAUACGUCAAUAAACCGAACAAAGAAAAAACUACCUAAAGAGUAAAAUUGUCAAAGUUCGUAACCUUAUCAAAGAGAAAGUAGCAAUCAAAAAACCUCACAAUGAAGAAAUAAGACAAGCCAAUGCUCAGACACUCACCAUAGUAUAAACUAUUUUGGACAUCGCCAAUCACAAAGAGAAUUCCAUGGGAUAUCAAGAGAAAUUGAUACCCAAAACCAAAAACUUAAAACAAUAUCGACUCAAUUAUGACAAUGUUGAACCCGUUUGCAAAUUACAAUAAUAAGUCAUUUAAACCAUUCCUCCCAGAUCCUACCUAAAGUCAGUGCUUGAAAACAAUGCAUAACUCUAUCUCCAAGAAUUACAAACCCAAGCCGAAUAACAUGAGAACAAUAUCAACAAGAUUGUACGUCUGAGCAUCCAAACGAAACGGAAUGACUUCACUCUUUUUCACAAGGCAGCCAAAACUGAUCGCAGAAACUAAGAUGGUAUCUUAACUCAUGCUGAUGUUCAAUUGUAUGAUUAUUUAUACAACAAACCCAAAGGAGUCAAGAUUGAAAAGCAUCCCAAAUACAUUCAAAAUGUCAUUGAUUCAGAAGUCGACUUUAGAAAGAACUUUGGCAGAAAGGUACUCACUCAUAGAGUCAAAAGAACUCACUACAAUCAAGAUCCACCUUAAAAUCCAGAUGAUUCUUAUGCUUCUUCGUUGCAAUCGGCUUGCGAAAUCAAGUUGGAUAAUUAUUAUGCUGAAACCAGAGAGUGGAAACGCAAACAAUUUCUACAAUUACCCAGACUAAUUCUCACCUAUUCAUCUAGGAAAGCCAUCUAUACGACAAUUAAUAAAUUAGAAACUUAAUGA
Paramecium tetraurelia is the source of this 1122-nucleotide messenger RNA. RefSeq lists its product as uncharacterized. The transcript has 2 exons. Lineage: Eukaryota; Ciliophora; Oligohymenophorea; Peniculida; Parameciidae. The record is from RefSeq and is a predicted model, not a curated record.